Python bivittatus (Burmese python) is the source of this 792-nucleotide messenger RNA. RefSeq names its product KICSTOR subunit 2 (gene KICS2). Gene Ontology annotation, cellular component: KICSTOR complex. Gene Ontology annotation, biological process: cellular response to amino acid starvation; protein localization to lysosome; negative regulation of TORC1 signaling. Lineage: Eukaryota; Metazoa; Chordata; Lepidosauria; Squamata; Pythonidae. The record is from RefSeq and is a predicted model, not a curated record.
UUGCGCAUGUUGUGGGCUUACCCCCCGCUCACGUGAUUGUCGUUCCUCUGGGUCUGGGUCUGGGUCUCUCGCUGGGCGCCAAGGCUGGCGAGCGGAGGCGGCCGCGACCGUCGCGGCGGGCGGGGAAUGGGGGAGCCGAUGCCCGUGGGAGCGCCAGUGCCGGUAGAGCAGGCAGUGCUGGAGACGUUUUUCUCUCAUUUAGGCAUCUUCUCCUACGACAAGGCCAAGGACAAUGUGGAGAAGGAGCGCGAAGCCAACAAGAACGCCGGGAGCAGCUGGCUUUCGCUCCUGGCGGGGCUGGCCCAUCUGGCGGCGGCUGAAAAAGCCUACCAUAGCAUGACCUUCCUGGGCCAGAAGCUAGGUGGGCAGUCAUUCUUCAGCCGGAAGGAUUCUAUACGAACAAUAUAUACAUCUCUGCAUAAUGAACUGAAGAAAGUGGUAGCAACAGGUCGGAAUGCAGUGGGAGGAACAGCUCCUCACCUAGAAGAACUACUUUCUCACCUUUCUGAACAGCUAUGUUUCUUUGUCCAGGCUCGGAUGGAAAUUGCUGACUUCUAUGAAAAAAUGUAUAGCCUCAGUACCCAAAAGUAUAUAAACUCUGAGGAACUGAUAAAUGUCUUGGAAUCCAUCCUCAAAAGAUACAGCUCAAGAUUUCAUCAUCCAAUCCUUAGUCCUCUGGAGGGUAGUUUCCAGUUAGAAACUGAUGUGCUUAUGCAUCUUCUGAAGGCUCAGGCACAGAUCUCUGAGUGGAAGUUCCUCCCAUCCUUGGUCCACUUGCACAAUGCUCAUACA